This is a messenger RNA of Arachis duranensis, 715 nucleotides long. RefSeq names its product pathogenesis-related protein 10. The coding region runs from base 142 to 615 and encodes 157 amino acids. NCBI's taxonomy places the organism in Eukaryota, Viridiplantae, Streptophyta, Magnoliopsida, Fabales, Fabaceae. Gene Ontology annotation, cellular component: nucleus; cytoplasm. Gene Ontology annotation, molecular function: protein phosphatase inhibitor activity; abscisic acid binding; signaling receptor activity. The transcript is spliced from 2 exons. The record is from RefSeq and is a predicted model, not a curated record. Gene Ontology annotation, biological process: defense response; abscisic acid-activated signaling pathway.
CUUCUCCCUUGAAACAGAAACUCAUGUUCAUGUUAUUUCAUUUUCACCAACCUCACUGCACUCAACUUCUCCACCUAACCACCAUAGCUAGUGCCUUUAUAAAAUCUCUACACACAAGUCUAUCUUGAAGAACAAUUAAUAAUGGGUGUUGUUACUCAAGAAUAUGCUACCCCUGCUGCUGUGCCACCUGCUAGGCUAUUCAAAGCCAUGUCUUUAGAUAUUCACAAUCUCUUCCCUAAGAUUGUCGAACCCAUUCAAAGUAUUGAGUUCACUCAGGGAGAUGGAGGUGCUGGAACCAUCAAGAAGCUCACCAUCCUUGAAGGUGGGGAAAGCAAGUAUGUUCUUCACAGAGUGGAUGAAAUUGAUGCUGAAAAGUUUGUGUACAACUUCAGCAUAAUUGGGGGAACAGGGUUGGCUGAGACGUUGGAGAAGAUCCAAUUUGAGAGCCAAUUGGUGGAAACACCAAAUGGAGGGUCCCUUAGGAAGGUUCAUGUUCAGUUCUUCACAAAGGGUGAUGCUAAGAUGAGUGAACAAGACCUUAAGGCUUCUCAAGCCAAAGUGGAAGGCCUUGUUAAGCUUGUUGAGACUUUCCUUUUGGCUAAUCCUGAUUAUUAGCUUCCUUUUAUUUUCUGCAUGUCUUCUCAAAGGACUCCUAAAUAACGAAAUUGUUUGUUAAACAAAAUAAAUUAGUCAAAUAUAAUUAAAAUUUAUCUUA